Molecule: messenger RNA, 837 nt
Organism: Blepharisma stoltei
Lineage: Eukaryota; Ciliophora; Heterotrichea; Heterotrichida; Blepharismidae
Source: the annotation of a GenBank genome assembly
AUGGUGAUUACAAAUAAUUUUUAUAAAAUGAAAAAUCAGCAAAGCUUUCAAUACUUUAUUCCAAACUACGCAAUGCAGCCAAUAAGCCCGUAUUACUUUUAUGCAUUUCCUCAGGUCCCAAUCGUGCCUGUUACUAUCACAAACACCAUUGACACAAAUACCAAAGGAAAUAAGAAAGCAUACAAAAGAACCUGGAAAAAGACUCAAGUCGAAAGACUCUACGAAAUUACAAAAGUCUAUGCCCAGCAAGCUAACAAGGAAAUAGAGCAGCUCACUAUUAACGAUUUUGAAAUUAUUUCAAAAGAAACCGAACAGUCUGCUGAACAGUGCAUGGCGAAGAUCAAUGAAAUUCAAACUUCUGGCACCCUUCGUCCUGGGAUUUGGUCAGAAAAAGAAGAUGCAAAGCUUAUUGAGCUUGUAGAAAGCUCAAUCACAAAGUGGGGAAACAUUGCCAACCUCAUCAAUAAUGAAAUACAUAAAGGACUUAAAAUUCGAACAGGCAAACAUUGCAAGGAAAGAUGGAACAACCAUUUGAAUCCUGAAAUCAGAAGAGGCAACUGGACAGAUGAAGAAGACGUAAGAUUACUUGAGUUACAUAAGGAGCUCGGUAACAAAUGGAGCAAUAUUGCCAAACAGGUAGGAGGCCGAACUGAGUGCUCAGUAAAAAACCGAAUAAAAUCCCUUUUAAAUAAAAAAAGGCAGGAAUUGGGAGUAAUUGAAAAGCCUGAGAAAUUUGAAGAAAAAGAAAUUAACCAAGAGUCUCUUUUGGUGCCAACUUCACAAGUGGAAGAAGCAGCAAGUCCAAGAAGUGGGAUGGAAUAUCCUAGUUUUAAUUAA